Molecule: messenger RNA, 330 nt
Organism: Vicia faba (fava bean)
Lineage: Eukaryota; Viridiplantae; Streptophyta; Magnoliopsida; Fabales; Fabaceae
Source: the annotation of a GenBank genome assembly
AUGGGGAAUGAGGAUAGGUGUCUUCAACAUGUUGACCUCAGUGUUGUGAGAGAGGGGCCCCAACUCUCCUAUAAUCAAAGGAAGAACCUCAUAGCACCUAUCCAAGAGAAGGAAAUCUAUGAAGCUCUUCAUGAUGUAGGGGACUCAAAAGCUCCAGGGGUGGAUGGCUACAGUGCUAAACUCUUCAAGACUUGUUGGAACAUUGUGAAGCAAGAUCUUGUGAAAGCUAUCUGCUACUGGUUCAAACAUAACACUAUGUAUAAGGCUUUCAAUGGCACCUUAGUCACCCUCCAUCCCAAAAGUGCAGAUGCCAAAUACCUAAAAGACUAA